Raphanus sativus (radish) is the source of this 1002-nucleotide messenger RNA. RefSeq lists its product as uncharacterized. NCBI's taxonomy places the organism in Eukaryota, Viridiplantae, Streptophyta, Magnoliopsida, Brassicales, Brassicaceae. The record is from RefSeq and is a predicted model, not a curated record. Bases 301 to 849 code for a protein of 182 amino acids. The transcript has 2 exons.
CUUGGAUAUAGUUAGCAGUUUUAUAAAAGUACAUUUGAAAUUUUCCUUUUUAUAUGAAUUUUCAUUUAUAAAAUAUACAAUUAAAAUAAUUUUACACCUAAUAAUAGUAAGAAGGAAUAUAUAUUUUUAAACGCUAAUCGCGAUAACUAGCUAAAACAAACAAAUAUAAUACAAUUCUAUUAAAAACAACAAUUGCAUGUCAAGUAAUAAUAUUAUACUGUGUUAUAUUUGUAGUUUUGUAACGGACCGCAUAACUGGACCUGCAUAGACCCGGCAAUCCAUGAAUAUAACAUUUAAUCAAUGGAAGAGGAAAACCAAAAACCACAUCGAUCGGUUUCACGUAAAGGCCGGAGUCAUGGAGCGGAUGAAGAAGCAGCGCCAGGAAACAAAUGCUCCGGGGAAAGGCGCCGGUCGUCGUGGGCUGCGGCGGUGAUAGCAGACUGUGUGGCGCUUUGCUGUUGUCCCUGCGCCGUCGUGAACCUCCUCACACUUGCUUUCGUCAAGGUUCCGUGGAUGAUUGGCCGGAAAUGUAUAGGCAGGAGAAAGAAAAGGAAGAAAAAGAUGGAGCGUGAGGAUCGUUUUCAUCACAACCAGAGGUCGGAACCGGUGAAAGGCGUGAGUAGUGGAUGUUGCGGGGGAGGAUAUGGAGAGUUGGAUGACCACCGGUUUGUGGUGGAGAGAGAUGGAAGUCUAACGAAGGAGGAGGAGGAGGAGAAAACAGCGUCGUUUUGGGGAGAGGAUGAGGCGAGGAUCAGUGCUAGAGCUGAAGCUGAGAGAGUUUGGUUGGAAUUGUAUCAGAUUGGACAUCUUGGUUUCGGUAGAGUCUCUUUCACUGGUAUUCAUCAGUAAUUUUUUUUUAGAAAAAAAAAUCUUUAUUAACUUCCAAAAGAGUAGUGAGUACUUAUGUCUUGUGAAAUUCUUUAGUGUAGCAAAUAAAUAAAUAAAACUCCAAGAUCACACUGAUAGUAAAUAAUAUAUACAAUCACUAUGUUACUUGAAACA